Hordeum vulgare subsp. vulgare (domesticated barley) is the source of this 588-nucleotide messenger RNA. RefSeq lists its product as uncharacterized. Lineage: Eukaryota; Viridiplantae; Streptophyta; Magnoliopsida; Poales; Poaceae. The record is from RefSeq and is a predicted model, not a curated record. Bases 1 to 588 code for a protein of 195 amino acids. The transcript has a single exon.
AUGGAGGAGUGGAGGAAUCUGGCCUUGGCAGCGGCGGAUGAAAGCUUCGCCAACACCGUGACCAAUGGUGUAGCGGAGACCAUCGCUAGCGCCAUCCAGCAGUACCGCCUGGCCGCCGAGGAGUGCCGCGGAUUCGGCCAGGGCGUGCACCCGACGCCCAACGCCGGCGAGCGCGCUUCAGCAGGCGGCGACUUCGUCGACCUCGCCAUCGACCGGAUCAAGAGCAUCAGCAGGUUCCACGCCGUGCGGGGCAGCGUCUUCUCGCUCUGCGUCCGGCGGAUCGGGCUCCAGGGCAACGCGCUGUGGUACAUGUGGCAGUUCUACCACGCCGACGAGGCCCGCCACGCGGAGACGGCGAUGCUGUCGCUGCGUUCCGCCAAGUCGCACGGCCAUGCGGCCGUCCGCGUCUUCGAGCGCAUGCUCAGGCCGCCGUCGCCGCAAGCGGUCGCCCGCGCGUGGGCGCCCGCGGCCGUGCAGCUCCUGCGCCGCGCAAUCAAGAAUCUGGCCAUGGCGGAGGUCUCCGUGGGACAGAUACGCCCGGCCAUCGUCGUCGAGUACAACGACGCCCGGAGGCUUCUGCAUGGCUGA